This is a messenger RNA of Thermothelomyces thermophilus ATCC 42464, 1677 nucleotides long. RefSeq names its product amino-acid permease. Gene Ontology annotation, cellular component: membrane. Bases 1 to 1677 code for a protein of 558 amino acids. The transcript is spliced from 5 exons. The record is from RefSeq and is a predicted model, not a curated record. Gene Ontology annotation, biological process: amino acid transport; transmembrane transport. Lineage: Eukaryota; Fungi; Ascomycota; Sordariomycetes; Sordariales; Chaetomiaceae. Gene Ontology annotation, molecular function: transmembrane transporter activity.
AUGGCAUCUGCGGCCGCGCAGGAGAAAAGGGAGGCCCCGCCCGACGCCGAGGCACCUUUCGAGAUACUCAGGGGAGACGUAGCUCCAGCCAGCACCUUGAGAGGCGAUGUGACGAGGAACGAGGCAGACAAGGAGCUGGAAGCCAUGGGCUACACACCGGUCUUCCGGCGCGAGUUUUCGGCCUGGUCCAGCUUCAGCUUUGCCAUGAGCAUCUGCGGAAUUUACGGCUCCCUCAUGUCUACCUGGGUCUACGGCCUCCAAGCCGGCGGCGCCGCUGCCAUCAUGUGGAGCUGGAUCAUAGGAGGUGCUGGCUCCCUGCUCUUGGCCUUGAGCCUUGCCGAGCUAUCCUCUGCGUAUCCCAGCGCGGGCGCCAUGUACUCGGUCCUGAAGUACGUUGCCCCGGAAAGCCAAGUCCCUCUGUUGUGCUGGAUGUCAGGCUACAUCACUCUCGUCGGCCUCAUUGCGGGAACCGCUAGUACCGAGUACGCCACGAGCCAGAUGCUCUUGGCCGCCGUCUCUAUCGCUUCCGGGUUCUCCUAUGUCCCAACUGCUCUUCAUGUGUUUGCCGUCAUGGCUCUCCUCACCAUCAUCCACGCGGCCAUCAACAGCCUCCCGACGCGCUGGCUGACCCGGUUGGCGAAUGGCUAUGUCGUCUUCCACAUGAGCGUCCUGAUCAGCGCCAGCAUCUACCUGCUGGUGCAGACCAAGGAUAAGCACAGCAUAGCGUACGCUUUUACCGACUUUCAGCCCAUGUCCGGUUGGUCUCCGCCGGGGUUCGCCUUCUUGUUCGGCUGUCUUACACCUGCGUGGACCCUGACGAAUGCCGACAGCACCACCCGAAUGGCCGAAGAAGCCAAGGACCCUGCCCGCGUUGUUCCCCGAGCCAUCGCGGCCGCGACAAGCUUCAGCUACGUCAUCGGCCUGCUCUUCAACCUGGUCCUGGUCGUCUGCAUGGGCGACGACCCGGCGGCGCUGUUGCGCUUCCCCUCCUUGUUAUCCUCAUCUUCGCCACUAUCCUCGCCUCCGCCAGUGCGAGACGGCAACGCACAGCAGCAGCCGGUGGCGCUCCUCUUCCUCCGCGCGCUGGGGCCGGCCCCGGCCGUCUUCUUCACCCUGGCCGGCUUCGCCGUCAUGAACCUGGUGGCGGUGCCGGGCCUGCAGGCGGGCAGCCGGACCGUGUUCGCGCUGGCGCGCGACGACCUGGUGCCGCUGUCGCGGGUGCUGCGGCGCGUCUCGGCCCGCGCGCGAGCGCCCCUGGCCGCCGUCUGGGCCUACGCGGCCGCGGUCGUCGUCGUCAACCUGCUGGGCCUCGCCAGCCGCGCCGCCGUCGCCGCCGUCUUCGCCGUCUGCGCCGCCGCCUUCAACGCCACCUACGUCCUGGCCAUCGUCUGCAAGAUGGCCUACGGCCGCUUCGAGAGGGGGCCCUGGCACCUCGGCCGCUGGAGCGUCCCCGUCAACCUGGUCGCGGUCGCCUGGAACGCCUUCGUCUCCGUCAUCUUCUUCCUGCCCACCGAGCUGCCCGUCACGAGGGAGAAUAUGAACUACGCCGCCGUCGUCUUCGCGUUCGUCUUACUCUUCUCGAUCGGCUUCUGGUACACUCAUGGCCGACAUUACUACACCGGUCCCGGGACCCGGGCCAAGAACAACUCGCCGGCUGGCGUACCGCCCAUUUGCUGA